CGGAAAAGGAUAUUCGCAACAUUAGUCUUGAUCAACCAAGUCGUCGCUAUUGGAGACUUCAUCCAGGAGGGCUUAUAUGAUAUGCACCUUCCAUUCUAUCUUCCAGACCAAAAGCUCGACCUUCAUGGCGACGUAUAUCGGCUAUCAAACCCUGAGGAAGACAACACAAAGAUACCGAUUCCCUUGUUUUCGGGCUGGAAGAGCCUAGAGCGAGAGAACUUCGAGAAGUAUCAGUGGCAGUUUUUGGCUCCCUUUUUUGACGUGAUGUCAGGAGAGAAUUCUCGACCCUUGCAUUAUGUUUUGGAGGACAGUCGUAUCCUGCCCUUUAUUGAGGAUCUUGAGGGCAAGGGACCAGAGCCGGUAAUCUCAGGGGGUUAUUCAGAGGUUUGGCGCGUUAAAAUCCAUCCGGCUCACCACAGCAACUCCUCGCAAACGAACCCUGAUUUCGCAGUAAAGCGUCUCCGACCAAGUGACAGGAGUCUGGAGACGUUUAAAAGAGAAGUUGCAACCCUCAAAAGACUCAGUCGCCAAGAUCAUCUCUACCUCAUGAGGCUACAGCUCACUUACCUGUGGCGCGGCAAUUAUCAUCUACUAUUCGACUGGGCUGAUGGCAACUUGAAGAACUUUUGGGAAAUGCAUCCUAGCCCAGGAGAUAUUCCCCGGUCUCACGAAUUCGCCAUAUGGGUCGCUGAACAGCUACUCGGUCUUACUCAAGGCUUGAAAGCGAUACACUCGUGCCCGCCUGACUUGGCAUUAGAAGACGGAGCUGGAGAAGACGAAUAUGCUGCAGAAAGAACCCGCGGACGACACGGAGACCUUAAACCCGAGAAUAUUCUAUGGUUCAAGCAAAAUCAGCAAUUUCAAUGCAAUGACAACCAGCCGCAUCAUCUGGGAAGAUUAGUAAUAUCCGACUUCGGCUUGACACAGUUCCACCGCCUUGUAACUGGUCGAGUGGAUCCAGUCAAUGUUGCCCGAACUCCAACAUACAGGCCUCCGGAGUAUGACAUUGGCGAUGAGAUUACACAGAGCUUCGAUAUCUGGACUUGGGGCUGUGUUCUUCUUGAGUUCUCUAUAUGGUAUCUCAAAGGAUUCAAAGCUUGGGACGGGUUCUCUCGCGAGCGGACCGAA
Messenger RNA from Cryphonectria parasitica EP155, 1128 nucleotides. RefSeq names its product kinase-like protein. The record is from RefSeq and is a predicted model, not a curated record. NCBI's taxonomy places the organism in Eukaryota, Fungi, Ascomycota, Sordariomycetes, Diaporthales, Cryphonectriaceae. Gene Ontology annotation, molecular function: protein serine/threonine kinase activity; ATP binding. Gene Ontology annotation, biological process: peptidyl-threonine phosphorylation; peptidyl-serine phosphorylation. The transcript is spliced from 2 exons. The annotation marks the transcript as partial.